This is a messenger RNA of Spodoptera littoralis (African cotton leafworm), 969 nucleotides long. The record is from the annotation of a GenBank genome assembly. Lineage: Eukaryota; Metazoa; Arthropoda; Insecta; Lepidoptera; Noctuidae.
AUGCUGAGAUCAUUGUUUGUUGCUUUGGCCGUGUCGGCUGUGUUUGCCGGCGUGCCGACUCCUGAGGAAACAAAGCGGAUAAUGGACCGCCUUUCGGAGGCCGAACAUUUCAAAAACGAACACCAUAACAAGCAGUUUGACCACGAUGCCUUCUUAGGCGAAGAUCAAGCCAAAACAUUUGAUCAGCUGCCUCCUGAAGAGAGCAAAAGGAGAUUGGGAAUCAUCGUGGACAAGAUUGACGAGGACAAAGACGGGUUCGUGUCGCUGGUAGAACUAAAGGAUUGGAUCAGGUACACUCAGAAGCGGUACAUCAAUGAAGAUGUCGACCGCCACUGGAGACAGCACAAUCCUAAUAAUGAUGACGUCAUUCCUUGGGAGGCAUACAGAAAGAAUGUCUACGGCUUCAUGGAUGAGAUGGACCCCAAGGAGCUGAAGACUCCCAACAGCGAAGGUUUCACAUACUCUAACCUUCUGAAGAGAGAUCGCAGGAGGUGGACUUACGCCGAUGCGGACCAAAACGAUGCGUUGAACCAAACGGAGUUCGCGGCCUUCUUACACCCAGAGGAUCACUCUGAAAUGAGGGACGUGGUUGUGCUGGAGACUAUGGAGGACAUUGAUAAAGACCAGAACGGUAAGAUAUCUAUAGAAGAAUACAUCGGCGACAUGUACAAGCCGGAGGACGGCGAGGAUGAGGACGAACCCGACUGGGUCAAACAGGAGAGGGAACAGUUCAAUGGAUACAGAGACACGAACAAGGACGGUUUCAUGGAUGAGAACGAAGUGAAAGAUUGGAUCGCACCUCCGGAGUUCGACCACGCUGAAGCAGAAGCGAGACAUCUAGUCUUCGAGGCAGACACAGAUGCCGAUGAAAAACUCACUAAAGACGAAAUCUUAGAAAAGUACGACCUAUUUGUAGGCUCCCAAGCCACAGAUUUCGGUGAAGCCCUCGCUCGCCACGACGAGUUCUAA